UCAUGAUAGAAAAUAGCCGACCUUACUUUGCCCUUUGCCUCUUACCCCCGAGCCAGAGCCAAAGCCGAAGAACAAGCCUGGGAGGCUUCGCAGACUGAGGGGGAGAGCGAUAAUCGUUAAAAAACAGAGAGAGAGAGAGAGAGAAAGAAAGAAUGGUUUGUUCUCUGUUUCUCUCAAAUUCUAGUAUUGCUACAACCAUCUCAUCUCCUUUAGUCCUUUCCCAUAAACUAUGUACACAAGAACACACAAAAAAAGGGAUAUAUUUCUACACCCCAAUUUCAAGAAGCCCUAGAAUUGGCCUUGCCAGUAUUAAAUGUGCUGUGGAUGCACCUUAUGAAGGUAACAUCCCAAAAUUUCCUCGGACGAAUGUUUGGGAUCCUUAUAAGCGUCUAGGUAUCAGUCCCUAUGCAUCUGAAGAGGAAAUUUGGAGUUCCCGCAAUUUUCUCCUGCAACAAUAUGCUGGAUAUGAAACAAGUGAAGAAUCAAUAGAAGCUGCCUUUGAGAAACUGUUGAUGACUAGCUUUAGAGAGAGGAAAAAAACAAAAAUUAAUUUGAAAACCAGGCUAAAGAAGAAGGUGGAGGAGUCUCCUCCUUGGGUGAAGAAUUUACUCGAUUUUGUGGAACUUCCUCCGGUGGAAGUCAUUUUUAGGAGAUUGUUCCUCUUUGCAUUUAUGGGUGGCUGGAGUAUCAUGAAUUCUGCAGAAGGGGGUCCUGCUUUCCAGGUAGGUUUGGAAUUUUCUCUUAGUUGAUGAUUUUCUCUUGAACUCUUAGAUGAAAAUCGAUGUUUAGAAUUAUGAUAAUAGCCUAGGUGGGCAAUAUUGCCUUUGAGUUGCUGGCAUUGUGUUGAAGCUUCUCCUUUUCAAUUCUAUCAUGUUGAGGUGCUAUUGCUAGUUGUGGUGUUGAAAAUGAUGGGGGUCAAGCAUUUAGGAGAAUGAUGGAGGAUACCUGCUUCUCCUAAAUACGAAAUGUUUUUCAAAAGAUUGCAUCCUCUGCCCCCCUUUCUCAUUGUAUUGAAUGCUACACUUUCAGAAAUCCCUAGGAGGGUGGAUGACAAGGAUUUUGGUCCUUGAACCUUAGUGAAAUGUCCCAUGUGUGUUUGGCUUUGAGGUGGAGGCUGUCCUAUCAAAUAUAUUUUUUUAAUUGUUUGUGUAAUCAGGAAUAAGCUGCUGUUAAGAGUGCCUUUGUAGUCAUCUAAUUAGAGCAUUGAUAUGGAUCGUAAAACAACUUUUUCCUUGGGCCUUUUUUUUGAAGCCCUGUUCAAUGACUAUAGCUCUGAAUUAGCAAU
Populus euphratica (Euphrates poplar) is the source of this 1285-nucleotide messenger RNA. RefSeq lists its product as uncharacterized. Lineage: Eukaryota; Viridiplantae; Streptophyta; Magnoliopsida; Malpighiales; Salicaceae. The record is from RefSeq and is a predicted model, not a curated record. Gene Ontology annotation, cellular component: chloroplast membrane. The coding region runs from base 153 to 749 and encodes 198 amino acids. The transcript has 3 exons.